AUGGCAAACAAUGGCAUCCCCGACUCGCAGUUCCUGGCGCCUCCCGCCGUGACGGCCCUGCGCCAAGAGGCGCGAAAUGUCACUCCAAUCAUGAAGCGAUCCUUUAGUGAAGAUAUGCGUGAGGAAAGGGAAGACUUGAAGGAGGCCGCCGAACAGACCCUGAACAUCAUUGUCGAUUUGGACCUCCAAGGCCGGAUCAAGUGGGUGAGUCCGUCAUGGAAACAGGUGGUCGGAUCAGCCCCGGAAUCGGUGGAAGGUCGGAUGAUCUCCGACAUGCUGGUGGGAAAUCCCAAUGUGUUUCGCGACGCCAUCGAGGCGAUGAAGGUCGAUGAUUCCCGCAGUCGAUUCAUUCGAUUCACAAUCCAGAUGGGGCCCGAUUCGGUGCUCAAGUUUGCCCCCGAGCCACGGCCUGGAACCGCCGGGAGCGAUACAAAGCCGGAUGACCACGGCGUGGACGACCCCCAACCACCCUCGCUGGCCGAAGGGGGGAACGAUCUGGAUGUGAUUACCAUGGAGGGUCAGGGGAUCAUGGUGUAUGAGCCAACAGACAACCAGACCGGGCAUUCCAUGUGGAUGCUUCGGCCACUCACACAACCUCGAGAAGUGACCAUUGACCUGCCACCCCAACUGGUUGAAUCGCUUGGGGUGGGCGCCGAGGUUCUCGCGAACUACCUGACCGAACUGGCAGAGGCAGCUGCCAACGAGCCGGACCCAUCGAAGCAUCCUGCGCCGACGCCCGUCUUGUGCCGCAUCUGCGAACGCCAAAUCACACCAUGGUGGUUUGAAAAACACUCGGAUCUUUGCUUGCAGGAACAUCGAGCGGAGAUGGAGGUUCAAAUCGCCCAGGAGAACCUCAAUGAACAUCGUCACAUGAUUGUGAGGGUGCUGGAUGCACUCGAGGCCCGUCAAGGCCGGCCGUUGAUCGGCAGUGACGGCAACAUUCUGCCGCUAGUACAGCCCGAAUACAAGGGGCUACCCAUUGGACCUUCACCGAUCAGCUCCGGUCCGUCUUCGGCGCCCACCUCGGGGGUGAGCUCUGCACCGGGAACACCGCCUCGCUCCCGCGACCAUUCGGUCUCGGGCAUGAGCACGCCAGGUCGUCCCAGAGCGUUCACCGUGCGGCGCCCCCUGGCACGGAUUGUGGAGCUGAUUCUUGACCUGUGUGAUACGGCGUUGGAAAUCAGCAUGCCGGUCAUCAAGGAGACUCCACGACCGGAGAACGGAGAGGAGUUUAGAACCCUCUCUCCGCAAUCCGAGUUUCGUAUCGCCCAGGUGCUCCAGUGGUCCUCUCCGAGCUCAAACACACUGGAGCAAGAACAAGGUCUGGCCGCGCUGGCGGGCGACACGGAAGAGAUCGCCAAGGCCAAGGUGGACGCUGUCGUUCGCCAUCGACAGAUUGUGGAAUACGCCGAGCGAAUUCGCAUCGAGUAUACCGUGCUCGUAGAAGAAUGCAUCACUGCGGCGCUGAGCAAGGCCGAACGGAUCGCCGCCGGCCAACUCAGUGAUUCCACUUGCUCGUCCGACGACGAGGUGUUCCAAGAGGCUGCUUUCACCAGCGAUGCUGAUGUGAGCAUAGUUGGCGGCAGGGAAGAUACGGCACGUGCGCCAAGCCGGAAUGCGAGUCAGGAUGCUGUAGUCGUGCAAUCGACACCCGCGGCUCCAAUCCCUCGUAAACCCGCAACGUCGGCUCUGACAAUGUCGAUGCGCAACUCUCCAGACCGCGCUUUGCUGGCCCAAGGCGAGCACAGAUCCUCCUCGGCCGCAAUCUCGACGGGGUCCAACAGUCCCCUGGAAUGUCCGACGCCUCGAUCGCACAAAAGUGCCGCUGGCUUGCUAGGCUCCUCGCAGCCCACUCGACGGGGCCUUUCGCUGGUCGAUAUAGAUGCGGGCGAUUCGAGUGACAGUAGCAUGCCGUCCAUGUCUGCUUUUGCCGGUGCCAUGCGCACCGAUUCCCCCUCAUCCGAGAGGAGUCUCGAGCGCAAACGUAGAAGCUUGGUGCUCCCGGGAUUGUCUAGCUCGCCUCGCAGACAGCAAUCGCCUGCUCGUAUAUCCGGUCCCCAUUCCCCUCUGCGCAUGCCAAAGCCCCGGCUGUCUCAUGGCGCCGAAAGUCUCCCUUCUCCUAUUGUUUCUCCCUCGACCUACGCUAGUGAGUUGGCACAUCAUCACCUUCAUCACCGCCGCCAGUCUUCGGCCACAUCAUCCGACAUUGUGAAACCGCCUCCUUCACCACGCCUGUCGUCAGUCAGCCAGCAACCGCGUCCCGCCCCGCCCUCUAUCAAGGACUUUGAGAUUAUCAAACCGAUCAGCAAAGGCGCCUUUGGAAGUGUGUAUCUGUCGAAGAAGAAAUCCACUGGAGAAUACUAUGCAAUUAAGGUCUUAAAGAAGGCCGAUAUGAUUGCCAAGAAUCAGGUGACGAAUGUGAAGGCCGAGAGAGCGAUCAUGAUGUGGCAAGGUGAAAGUGACUUUGUUGCCAAGCUCUACUGGACUUUUGCCAGCAAGGAGUACCUCUAUCUAGUCAUGGAGUAUCUUAAUGGCGGUGACUGUGCGUCGCUGAAGUACAUCGCGGAAGUGGUUCUUGGCGUAGAACAUUUACACAACCGUGGAAUUGUGCAUCGUGAUCUUAAGCCAGACAACCUGCUCAUUGAUCAAAAGGGCCAUCUUAAAUUGACCGACUUUGGUCUUUCUCGCAUGGGUCUCGUCGGCCGCCAGAAGCGGGUUCUGAAGAGUCCCAAUGAGCCGGCGCCUGAUCUUCUGAAACAUGGCCCUUUCCCUCGUGCUAUUUCUAUCGCUUCCUCGCGCUCUGCAUCCUUUGACUAUCAAGCGAUCUCCUCGCCUAGCUCCACACCAUUGAUCACGCCAGAUAUGGCGGCGAACGUGCAGCCGUCAUAUUUCAGCCUCAGUCAACCUGCUGUCAGCAGACAAAGUUCUCGUCGAGCGUCAGGUUAUCGCAGUGAUAGCGCCGGUAGUGACAGUCUGAACGGCAUGUUCCGGACAUUUUCUCUCAAUGACCCUGGCAAUGAGCACCCCCCGGCUUCGUCCAGCGUCCUUUCUGCUCCAAGCCUUGCCGAAGAGGAGGAGACGCAAAGUGAGACCGGCGAUUCUCCUCGCUUGUAUCCGCUGCAGUCCACCUUCAGCAACCCGCUGGCGCAUAACACACCGCCACAGCAGAGCAUGCUCCCACCUGUAAUGGCUUUGUUCGACCCCGAAGAUCAUGACCGUCGAUUUGUUGGUACUCCAGACUAUCUUGCUCCUGAGACGAUCAAUGGUGUUGGCCAAGAUGAGAUAAGUGACUGGUGGUCUCUGGGUUGCAUUAUGUUUGAGUUCAUUUUUGGUUAUCCUCCUUUCAAUGCGCCGACUCCAGACGAAGUGUUUGAGAAUAUCCUUCAGAGGAGGAUCAACUGGCCAGAAGACCCAGAGGAGUACACCACCCCGGAGGCCACGGAUCUGAUGAACAAGCUCAUGACCUUAAACCCGCGUGAACGGAUCGGCGCCAAUGUCGAGGAAAAGUACCCCAAUGGCGGAGCUGAGAUUCGCAGCCAUCCCUGGUUUGCUGACGUGCAUUGGGAUACUCUCUUGGAAGACAAGGCGCAAUUUGUCCCCAACAUUGAGAAUCCGGAGGACACGGAGUAUUUCGAUGCUCGAGGGGCAACAUUACAAACUUUUGCUGAGGAGCUCGAAGAUCAGCAAUCCCCGCAGGGCCACCCGUCAUCGGAAUCAUACCCCGAUCGACCUCAUGAUGCACUAUACAAAGUGCGCUCCCAGGUCAAUUCUAUGAAGCGCCCUUUGAUGCCCUUGCAUAUCCCACCUCAUGUUCGUGAUGCUAGGGAUUCACGAAGUCGCAGGUUGAGCGAGCCUUCACUGGUUGAUGAUUUCGGCAGUUUUAACUUCAAAAACCUUCCGAUGCUCGAGAAGGCAAACAAGGAUGUGAUUCAGAAAAUGCGUCAAGAGGCGAUGCAAGCGCAGCAUCGACAAUCAUCAGCCUCCUCGUCGACCGUGCAAACACCGUUGACCGCGACCUCGCAAAGCAUGGAGGGCAGCCCGCUUCCUAUGCCUUUACAGAGGACCCUUUCUCACACAAAGGGGAGCAAUCGACCCUCCUCCCCGUCAGGCUUAAGUCAGGCCAAUUCGUCCCCCAGUCGACCCUCACAGCCAUCCUCGCCACUACUGGUUCAAUUUAGCACCGGUACCAAUCACGAAAGGCGCAAGACAUCCGGGUCUUCUUCCACUGCCUCUCACCAGUCAAGCGGGACCUUCCAGCCAUCCUCCGUCGACCAGAAUCGAAUGCCUAAUCUCCGGCUCGGAUCAGUCGCGUCAUCCCCGGUCAAGUCCAAUCGACUGCCCGCGCACUCCCCUGAUAAGCAUCCUUCGACCCAGAGACACGGAAGUGCUCCCGCGAGCCGUGCCAGGUCCCAGACGAUUGGGUCGCAAGAGGGCGGCGAGUUUCCCGGAAUGAACAAGGAGCCGUUUGUGCCUUCUCAUCACAAGCGCCGUAGUCAGCUGUUCGACAUAUCCCCGUCGUCGUCGGAUAACGAAGACCCUCGCGCAAAAGCGUUGCUCAAAGUGCAGCGUCGCCGCCAAAGCUCCCGUCGACUCUCCCAAUUUAACCUUCAAGAUGGCCCGUUCUUCCGCCCCUUGGAUAUUCUUAUCUGCGAGGACCAUCCUGUGUCGCGUCUGGUAAUGGAGCGUCUGUUUGAAAAGCUACGGUGUCGAACCAUCACGGUCACAACUGGUGCUGAGGCCAUGAGAUAUGCAUUGAGUGAAGUUCAAUUCGAUAUCAUAAUGACCGAGUACAAGUUGCCUCAGGUCAACGGCGCGGACUUUGCGCGAAUGGUGCGAGAAACGCGCAGUGCGAACCGGCAUACUCCCAUCGUCGCCGUGACGGGCUAUUUGAAAGAUCUUCCGGAGACGCACUAUUUCGAUGCUUUGAUUGAGAAGCCGCCGACGCUGUCCAAGCUGACGGAAGCUCUUUGCAAGUGGUGCAUGUGGAAACCACCCCCACGGGACUAUAAUCCUUCCACGCAACCGCUGGCUGUGGCGAUGUCGAAUGGUCGCGCCAAUCCUCUGUCAAAUGACGACAGUCCGAGCUCGGCGUCAUCUGGGUUUGUGCCCAACCCUCUCAGCUCAUAUAGAGGAUCCAGUCGCGAUAACUCGGUGAGUAGCAGUGUCUUUGGGGAUAUGGAGUCGGUGAAGCAGGACGAGGUGCCUGUGAUCAUCAGUCGCGCGCAUGACGAGUGGGAUCAGAGUCAAGGGGGUUUGGGUAUUUCCGCGGAUGCUCAGAUCGGUAAUACCGAUCCCCAGGCUGUGCCAACACCACAUCUAUUGCACACAGUAUCUGCCCCUGCCACCAUGGACAGCACCGGUACAUUGACACCGCGGAAGCAGCGUUCCAGUGAGGCCAUUCGUGCUAAGCGAGAGUCCUUGGAAAAAAAACGAUACGAGUGCGCCGAGUCGGGUGACGAUGAAGACGAAGAACUGGGUCAGUCCCGUCGUAGCCCACCGGCCCGUAGCCGUCGACCUGGAUCCAAGCUCGGAAUCGAAAUGAUGCGGACCAACAGUCGUGGCAGUGUGGUGAGUGGUAGCGAGGAGCUUCUGAAAAAGGAGCGUGAGGCUUUGCGCAAGGCUGGCGAAUCCGAUCAAGAUGACGUGUCCUUCGGUUCACCCGCGAGUACAAGCAUGGGAGAAUGCUUUGAGGGCACGAGUAUUCCCGAGGAAUCCGAAUAUGAAGAGCCUCUAAGUCCGCGUGAUUCCCCUCCAACGAAGAUUUCGCCCUCGCUUCGCCGACCCUCCGUCACGCAUCAGAAUACAUCCAUCUACGCUGGACCGACUUCAAUGCCCAAGAACGCUCAGGCACCACAUACCCUGGCAGUCCAAAAAGGCCAGAAAACGCCCCCGGGGGAGCGCACUCAGGGCGGCGAGACCACUUCUUCCUCGACGCCGAUCACGCCGGUUUUCAAAUCCAGCGAUAGCCUGUUGUCUGCCGAGGGAGGUUCGGGAGGGGAUUCGGAUGCAAGUCGCACCCCUGACGCUGAAGCUACGCCUCGUCCGAGUCAUCCAUCUCCCGGCUUGGAUGCGGAGGAUACCCCUCGGCCACCAGAACGCUACCGAUCUUUCAAGCCAACAUUCCAUCGAUAG
Molecule: messenger RNA, 6132 nt
Organism: Penicillium diatomitis
Lineage: Eukaryota; Fungi; Ascomycota; Eurotiomycetes; Eurotiales; Aspergillaceae
Product: protein kinase RIM15
Exons: 3
Coding region: 1-6132 (2043 amino acids)
Biological process (GO): peptidyl-serine phosphorylation; phosphorelay signal transduction system
Cellular component (GO): nucleus; cytoplasm
Molecular function (GO): ATP binding; protein serine/threonine kinase activity
Source: RefSeq, a predicted model, not a curated record